GACGGUCGUCGUCGUCGUUGUGGUGGUCACGUAUUAUUAUUUUAAUAAAAGACGUUCGCGGUGGCUGUGCAUACUCUAUACGAGCACSGAGCAUCAGUAGUGUAUCGCCGCAGUGAAACAGCGAUCGGUCAACCGUAUACGAAUCAUAUUAUAAUUAUUAUUAUUAUUAUUGUUAUUGUUAUUUGUUAUUACUUUGUUAGUUAUUACUUAUUACGGUCAAUUACGCGCGGUCCGACGGAAUUGUAAUAUAUUAUCAUUUAAUAACACACACGCAGAUACGCUUGUCCGCGGAUUAUAAUAUUGUAUAAUAUUGAAUUCUAAUAUUACCUAUACAGCUACUGCAACUUUAUAUAGCUACAGUCAUAGUGCCGGACGACAUUUCGAAUUUUGUUUUUCAUACUAUUAUUAUUUAUAUUUAAUUAUUAUUUUUUACUAGACCGGUUACUACGCACACGCACGCGCACACACACAUUUAUAUUUAUAUACAUAUAUAUUAUAUAUACUGUACCUAUAAUAGUAUACUAUAAUUAUGUGCUAGCUAUAUAAAUAUAGGUCUACCAACACAGCAGAAUCCUUCAGCCGGCCAAACGACGUAAAAUUAUUACUAAAUCAUGGAAGUUGAUGAAAACACGUAUUUACAACACAAACGAAUGAAAGUGUAUAGUUUAGAAACGAAUUCUAUCGUCGAGAGAAAAUGGUUUCUGGACUUGUUAACGUGCAUGUUCGGMGUGGGUGCUUGGAUACUGGUCAACAGCCUGUACACACAACUGCCAUUGCUCGUGCAGACCGCGCCCGAGGGAUGGAACUUGCCGUCGUACUUGUCGAUCGCCAUACAAACCGGAAACGUGGGCCCGCUGUUGUACAGCGCCUGGCGCCGGAAGUACGGCAACCGGUACGACAGGCMGCUGACGAUCGGCGUGCUCACUUCCGGCGUGGCGUCCGUGUUCCUGUUAGCCGGGUUCUAUGACGUUACGGGCGUCGUGUUCGGCCGACCACACAGCGUUGUGCUCUACGUUCUCACGUUCGCCGUGGCGCUGGUCGGGUGCACUAGUUCCGUUCUGUUCAUACCAUCUCUGGCCCGGUAUCCGGACAUAUACCUGGUCACGUACAUGGUCGGCGAGGGCAUCAGCGGUUUCGUGCCCAGCGCGGUCGCUAUCGUUCAGGGCGUGGGCACCACCACUUGCCGGACGGUAGUGUGGCCGGACGGGCUGACGUCUGAGGUGAAGUCGACGACCGACGCACUUUUCUCGAGCGGUCCGUUUUUCGUCGGCGUCGGGGUGAUAAUGUGUGCGAGCACGGCGUCGUACCUGUGCUUGGAGUAUUUGCCGACCUGCAAAAGAGAAAAGAUUCGGACGCCACCGGACGACGACGACGGCCAGCAGACGAUCGGCGUCGGCGGCACCGACAACCGCAGCCGUCGUCUGAGCGUUUCGCUGCUGGCCGUGCAAGGAGCGAUCGUGUUCUUCGCCAACGGACUGUUGCCCAGCAUCCAAUCGUUCUCGUGUCUGCCAUACGGUUACAUGGCCUAUCAUUUUGCGACAAAUCUGUCAAAUAUCGCUAACCCCGUGGCUUGCUUCGUGGCCUAUUACACGAAUCGAACGUCCAAAACUGUAAUUUACACGCUGUGCAGCAUUUGCUUAGUGUCCACGUUGUACAUGCUGAUGACCGCCUUUAUGAGUCCAUCGCCUCCAUUACGCAAUUCGACCACUGGAAUAAUCUUGAUCGUUUUUAUGUGGGUUUUAUUCUUUGGAUGUGCCUCUUAUGUUAAAUUGUCAAUAGCUGCAGUACUGCGAAAUGAAGGUAAUAGAGGACUAUUUCUUUAUGGUUGCAUCACUCAGAUUGGAUCAACAGCAGGAGCAUUGAUUGGAUUUUACUUAAUUAACAUUGUACAAUUGUUAAAAUCAUAUGAACCUUGUUGAAGGGUUUAAUUUUAAAUAAUAUAAUUAUAAACGUUCCUUUUAACAAUUAAUAAUUUUAUUGAAUUAAAGAAU
Molecule: messenger RNA, 1991 nt
Organism: Diuraphis noxia (Russian wheat aphid)
Lineage: Eukaryota; Metazoa; Arthropoda; Insecta; Hemiptera; Aphididae
Gene: Rift
Product: Riboflavin transporter
Biological process (GO): riboflavin transport
Cellular component (GO): plasma membrane
Molecular function (GO): riboflavin transmembrane transporter activity
Source: RefSeq, a predicted model, not a curated record